AUGUCCGCCGAAGCCUCUACCACCCCCGCUCCCGCCGAAAACACCGCCAACGGCACUCCCGACAACGCCGCUGCCGCCGAUGUUACCGCUGUCGAGGCCCCUGCUACCACCUCUCAGCCUCACUCGGCUUCCCUCUAUGUCGGUGAGCUCGACCCCUCCGUGACGGAGGCUAUGCUCUACGAGCUCUUCUCCUCCAUCGGCCAGGUCGCCUCCAUCCGUGUCUGCCGUGACGCCGUCACCAGACGCUCGCUCGGAUACGCCUACGUCAACUACAAUGAUACCUCUCACGGUGAGCGUGCUCUUGAUGAGCUGAACUACACCCUGAUCAAGGGCAAGCCCUGCCGUAUCAUGUGGUCCCAGCGUGACCCCGCUCUGCGCAAGACUGGCCAGGGCAACGUGUUCAUUAAGAACCUGGACAACGCCAUUGACAACAAGGCUCUGCACGACACCUUUGCUGCCUUCGGCAACAUUCUCAGCUGCAAGGUCGCUCAGGAUGAGUUCGGUGUCUCCAAGGGUUACGGUUUCGUCCACUACGAGACUGCCGAGGCUGCCAACAACGCCAUCAAGCACGUUAACGGCAUGCUUCUGAACGACAAGAAGGUCUUCGUCGGCCACCACAUCUCCAAGAAGGACCGCCAGAGCAAGUUCGAGGAGAUGAAGGCCAACUUCACCAACAUCUACAUCAAGAACAUCGACCCCGAUGUUGAGGACGACGAGUUCCGCAAGAUCUUCGAGCAGUACGGUGAGAUCACUUCCGCCACUCUGAGCCGUGAUUCCGAGGGCAAGAGCCGUGGCUUCGGCUUUGUCAACUACUCCACCCACGAGAGCGCGCAGGCCGCCGUUGAGGAGAUGAACGACAAAGAGGUCCGUAGCCAGAAGCUCUACGUCGGUCGUGCCCAGAAGAAGCACGAGCGCGAGGAAGAGCUCCGCAAGCAGUACGAGGCUGCCCGUAUGGAGAAGGCCUCCAAGUACCAGGGUGUCAACCUCUACGUCAAGAACCUCACUGACGAUGUCGAUGACGAGAAGCUGCGCGAGCUGUUCGGUCCUUACGGCACCAUCACCUCCGCCAAGGUGAUGCGCGACACCAACCCUGCUGAGCCUGCUACUCCCCCGGAGUCCGAGACCCCAGAAGCCAACAAGGAGAACGAGAAGGCUCCCGAGCCUGAGAAGGAGGAAUCCUCUGAGGAGAAGGAGGGUGAGCAGAAGGAGGGUGAGCAGAAGGGCGAGAAGAAGCUUCUCGGAAAGAGCAAGGGCUUCGGUUUCGUUUGCUUCAGCUCCCCCGAUGAGGCCUCCAAGGCUGUUACUGAGAUGAACCAGCGAAUGGUUAACGGCAAGCCUCUCUACGUUGCCCUUGCCCAGCGCAAGGAUGUCCGCCGCAGCCAGCUCGAGGCCAGCAUCCAGGCUCGCAACAACAUCCGCCAGCAACAGGCCGCUGCCGCUGCCGGUAUGCCCCAGAGCUACAUGCAGCCUGCCGUUUUCUACGGUCCUGGCCAGCAGGGCUUCAUCCCCGGCGCUCAGCGCGGCGGUAUGUUCCCUCCUCAGCCUGGUAUGAUGAUGGGUAUCCCUGGUGGACGCCCCGGUCAGUACCCUCCCUUCCCUCAACAGGGAGGACGUGGUGUUGGCCCCAACCAGCAGAUUCCCCCCAACUUCCAAGGCCUCCCAAUGGGUGCCAUGCAGGGCCCUGGUGCCAUUCCUAACGGCAUGGGCUACCCUCAAAUGGGCCAGGUCCAAUUCGGCGGUGGCCGUGGCCGUGGCGGUGUCCCCGGAAUGGGUGGCCCCAUGCGCGGUGGCUUCGGUGGUGGCCGUGGUGGUGUUCCUCUUGGUGGUCAGAUGCGCCCUGGCCAGGGUGGUCGCGGACAGAACGUCGGACAGCCCGGACCUACUGAAUCCGCCGGUGGACUCUCCGCCUCCACUCUUACCGCCGCUCCUCCCCAGCAGCAGAAGCAGAUGCUUGGUGAGGCUCUUUACCCCAAGAUCCAGGCCGCUCAGCCCGAAUUGGCUGGUAAGAUUACUGGUAUGCUUCUCGAGAUGGACAACACUGAACUGCUUGGACUUCUCGAGGAUGAUGAAGCUUUGCGCGCCAAGGUUGACGAGGCCCUUAGCGUUUAUGAUGAGUACAUGAAGAACAAGACUGAUGAGCCGGCUGCUGAGAGCAAGCCCAAGGAGGCCGCCGCCGAGGAGACCCCUGCUGAGGAGAACAAGUCGUAA
Messenger RNA from Aspergillus versicolor CBS 583.65, 2208 nucleotides. RefSeq names its product polyadenylate-binding protein (gene pab1). The record is from RefSeq and is a predicted model, not a curated record. The coding region runs from base 1 to 2208 and encodes 735 amino acids. Gene Ontology annotation, molecular function: RNA binding. NCBI's taxonomy places the organism in Eukaryota, Fungi, Ascomycota, Eurotiomycetes, Eurotiales, Aspergillaceae. The transcript has 2 exons. Gene Ontology annotation, cellular component: ribonucleoprotein complex.